Molecule: messenger RNA, 656 nt
Organism: Zeugodacus cucurbitae (melon fly)
Lineage: Eukaryota; Metazoa; Arthropoda; Insecta; Diptera; Tephritidae
Product: RING-box protein 1-like
Exons: 1
Coding region: 126-509 (127 amino acids)
Biological process (GO): ubiquitin-dependent protein catabolic process; protein ubiquitination
Cellular component (GO): nucleus; cullin-RING ubiquitin ligase complex
Molecular function (GO): cullin family protein binding; ubiquitin protein ligase activity; zinc ion binding
Source: RefSeq, a predicted model, not a curated record
UUUUCAUGCGAGCAUCAAAUUCUAAUAACAAUCACUUAAUAUUGUUUUCAACUAUUUAGCUGCUCUAUAUUAUCCAACGAAACUCGUAUUUAAGUGUAACGCUGGCACUAAGAACGCCAUCUGUUAUGAGCACCACCAAUCAGAUGGAAGUAGAUGACACGGACACCGAAGAAUUCCAAGACAUCGAAGAGUUCUCUGACGAGGCGCCAUCUUGCAGUAACACGCAGCCACAAUCGAAGCGCUUCGUGGUGAAGAAGUGGCAGGCGCAGGCCCUUUGGUCGUGGGACGUAGCCGUGGACAAUUGCGCCAUUUGUCGCAACCAAAUUAUGGAUCUGUGCAUUGAGUGCCAGGCGAACCCGCUGUGCUCCAGCACCAAGGAAGAGUGCACUGUCGCUUGGGGUGCAUGCAACCACGCCUUCCAUUUUCAUUGCAUUUCACGUUGGCUCAAGACGCGUCAGGUGUGUCCGCUGGACAACAAAGAGUGGGAUUAUCAGAAGUACGGACGUUAGCUCAUUGUACAGCGUUGACUUGCUUAUUUCGUAGUGUUUCUCGACACAUGCCUGUCUAUUUUGUUAGCACAUUUUACAAACAUACAUUUGUGUUUUGCAAUAAUACCGAAUGCGAGAUAAAUAUAUUUUGAUUUAUUCAAAAACUUA